Messenger RNA from Scheffersomyces stipitis CBS 6054, 381 nucleotides. RefSeq lists its product as uncharacterized. The transcript has a single exon. Bases 1 to 381 code for a protein of 126 amino acids. Lineage: Eukaryota; Fungi; Ascomycota; Pichiomycetes; Serinales; Debaryomycetaceae. The record is from RefSeq and is a predicted model, not a curated record. Gene Ontology annotation, cellular component: mitochondrion; mitochondrial intermembrane space. Gene Ontology annotation, biological process: mitochondrial respiratory chain complex II assembly; succinate metabolic process.
AUGAGACCUAGUUUAGUGCGGUCAGUCAGACCACGUCGUCAAGUUCGUAAUACUGCUCCGCUUUUACCUCCCUUGCAGUUGUACAGAGCGAUUUUGAGAGCACAUGCUUCUAAAUUGCCUACUGAGCUUAGGCCUCUUGGAGAUCAAUAUGUAAAGGCAGAGUUCAAGGCUCACCAGAAGAUCGACAAUCCGUUGCACAUCGUUGGGUUCUUGACACAGUGGCAGGACUACUUGCGUGAGAUCGAUGGCGGAACCUGGUUGGACGGAAAGAUGAAGCAACAGGACUUGGAGAAAAUGUCUCCAGAACAGAUCGGCCAGUUGUACGAGUUGAUGCAAGAGACCAAGAAGAUCGGAAUAAGCCAGGAUGAGGAGAGUUUAUAG